Molecule: messenger RNA, 3231 nt
Organism: Phytophthora infestans T30-4
Lineage: Eukaryota; Oomycota; Peronosporomycetes; Peronosporales; Peronosporaceae
Exons: 4
Coding region: 1-3024 (1007 amino acids)
Source: RefSeq, a predicted model, not a curated record
AUGAGCAAGCACGAGUAUUUCCUGCAGAAGGGUCUGCAGAUGCAGCGCCUCGACGAACAGAUUUCUUCCGCCCCCACGAGCGGAAACGCCUCGCGUGAAGUAGCCAAGUACCGCGAGCUCUGCCCUCCCGCCACCCCAGACAGUCAGAUCCAGAAGCUGAUCGCCCAGUGCAAGGGCGACACGCAGCGCAUGGAGAAUGCUAUCAGUGAACUGUGGGAAGACUACCGUGGCAAUGAUCAGGAUGCUUGGGCCACAGUGUCCAAGAAAGUGACGAAGAAGAAACAGGACCAAACAAACUACUCGUCGCAGCGUUCCUUUUCCAAGACACAGCUCCAGGACGAUCGUGCGGACGCACCGCAAGAUAGCGACACACAGGGCUCCAGAUCGUCGGAACGAUUCUCCACGCGUGGCCGUGGCAGCAUGAGAGGCCGAGGCAUGGCCUCUGCGCGGGGUGGCCGGGGAGGCCGUGGUGGCCGCGGUCGUGGUGGCGCUGUUGUGUCCACAGGCAGCACGCGUGUACCUCGAAACGGGGAAAAUGAAGAAGAGAGCCCGGAGAACGACAGCAAUUCUACUGACAGCUCCACUCCGUCCAACGAUACCCGGGUGCAGUCGUCUAAGACGGCCAAGGACUCAAAGAGGGACCGUGGCGCGAAGACUACCGCUAAAACGACCACUACGCAGCCAGCUGCUCAGGUGCCGCCUGUUGUUUACCCCGUGCUGACUGGCGCUUGGACGAAGAAGCUGAACGUUACCAGCGUCACCUCAACGCCGAAUCCUGUAGAAUCCGCUCCCACACCUGCGCCUGCACCUACAUCUGCACCUACAGCAACGCCCAAGACUGUGGAGAACCCCACCACUGCUGCUACAGAAACUGAGGCUGCUGUCGCUACGGAUGCCCUCAAGUCUGUGAGUCCGAAGAAGAAGACUCAGCAGGAAAAGAAGAGCAAGAAGACACAGAAAUCCAGCACUACUAAAGCAGUCGAGGAGGCUAUUGCUGUUGUUGAAAAGACUGAAACUGUGAAGGUCGUGGAGAAGGUGGCAAGUCCUAAGGCUUCGCCGAAGAAGACGGUGGAGAAGAAGACAAAGACCGUGGAUACGACUGUGGAGACCACUUCCUCGAACAUUGCUGCUGGAUGGGGCUCCCUGGAUGUUUCUACCUCGACUAUGACCGAGUGGUCUUCGUCUGCCUCUGCGGCUACCACUGAGCCCAAGAAGGUGUCAACUCCGAACGCAUGGGGACGUGGCAGCCCCGUCCUUUCGCCCCCUGCUAGCAAGCAAGCCGCUACACCGAAGUCUCCCGUUGCUGACGCUAGACCGACCGUUGUUCCGGGCUCACCGAAGGACAUUGAUGCACCUCGCUCAUCUGGAUCGGCGUCAACCAGUCCUCGACCGUACCUUAAGAUGGGCAAGUGGGAUAGUGCCGCUACGCCGAAUCUGUCGCUUCAGUUUGGCAGCUUCUCACUGAAUGGCGUGGAAUCGCUGGAGCCUUCGUCAGAGGUUGGCUGGGGAUCGACGACCACAACGACCAUGACGUCUAACUCGAGCACUGGUGGCAAGACUGUCACUAAGACCACUACAACUCAAAGCGCUUGGGGGGCUACCCCGAAGGCUUCGUCGCCCAAGAAGACAUUGUCUCCUGAUCGCAACGAGCAGCCCCAGCGUGCACAGGAAGCAAGUGCCAUGAAGGUCACUACCUCUGCUCCUCCUGGACUUUCGGUGGACUCGGGGCGUGUGACGCCUACCACGGGACAGUCGCCUCGCUACGCGCCUUCGGCCCCUUCGCCGGCGUCUCUGCCUAAGCCUGACGAAGUCAAGCGUGGUACCCCCACUCGUGCCCAGGGAGGUCCGUUUCAAGCUCAGGGAUCAGCAGCCACACAGACGAACAAGAUGAACAUUGGCUACGGCACAGGUCUGUACCAGGCGUCGUAUGGGCAGUACUCGAUGGAUCUUGGUCGUCCUGCGGCCACGUCGACCCCGGGUCAGCUUCCCGCCGGAUCCGGAACCCCAAAGAGCACUGGCGCCCGCGGCGGAGCUGCUGCUCAGGUCGUUACGCAGUCGCCGUCUCGUGGACCGCAGCCCGUAGCUCAGAUGCAGCAGAUCCCUCUGCAACAACAGGCUCAGCAGCAGCAGGCUCAACAGCAAACCCAGCAGAAGCAGGUUCAGCAGCAGACUCAACAGCCUCAGCAGAACCAACAGAAUCAGAGUCAGCAGCAAACGGCGGCUCAGAUGCACCAGCAGGCUCAGGCCGGCAUGCAGCAGGGCUACCAUUACGCCCCGCCUCCCCCGCCGGGUAUGGCGCUGCCAUACAACCCGUACAACUACGCUGGCUACUACCAGGGCUACGGAUACUACCAGAACCCGCAGUUUGCCCAGUACAGUCCGCGUACGCAGUAUCCUCCGCGCGGCAACAUGCCGUAUGGAGUAGAGGGCCCCGUUCCCGGUUUCUCGAAUCCUCCUAACAUGCCGUACCAGGACCAGCACAUGAUGGCGCAGCAGCACGAGUACGCUGGUGCUGUUCCUCAGGGCUUCGGUGAGAUCAACGCAGCAUACAUGCAGCAGGCGCCGAUGCAGCAGCAAGGUGGCCACCACGGCCACCACAGUCACCAGAAUGGCUCACAGAGUCACGGCAAGGGAGGCUCAGGCUCUGGUGCUGGAGCAUCCGGUUCACAGCAGUCGCACGGCCAGCGCGGUAAUGCAAGCAUGCAGGGCUACCAGAACCCUGGAGGCCGUGACCACGUGUCGCCGCCGGUGCCUAACGCGUCGGCAGCCAUGACUGGUUCGUACGGCCAGCACUACGGCUGGGCCGGCAACUACGGCGCGCAGCCUGUGGGUGGAUGGGGCCACAUGAUGCCGCAGGGCUACCAGCAGUCUCCGUCCCAGCAACAACAGGCCCCUCAGCAGCAGCAACAGCAGCAGCAACAGCCGAACGCGCACCAGCAGAGCUACCACCAGUACGGCAACGGCGGUGCGCAGGGUGGCAACAACGCGAACGAUGUGAACCAGGCGCGCUGGAGCAGUUCGUAGAGGCCCACAUGCAUUCUGCGCCCCGGCUGGCCGACUGCAGACGGGAAGGAACCGUGUGUCGUGUGACCUAUCGCCACCAUAUUCUUAGCUAGGUAUUGCAGAACGGAGGGCAUCUCUACUGUGCCAGUAGCGGCACAGUGAAGGAGGGAGGACGAGAAAAUGAUACGAGUUGAAGUUGUAUGACUAAGAGACGAAGAGUUCAUCGGU